AAAUAGAGAGCGUGAACGGCAAACGAUAAGGAUAGUAGGAGUACUGUACACUUUUCUUAAUAUUAAUAAUAAUUGUUGAUGCCGCCACUAUGGCUGUUGAUGAUGUGAGACUCGUCUUUGCAUGUGGCAACCGUGGCCUAUUAGUGUAUUCAAUCAAUGACAAGUCACAGGCGAUCUUCAAAGAGAAGCUCGAUGACGAUUGUAAAUUUAUGGAUCAGAGUGAAGAUGGCAAGAUGCUUGCAUAUGCUAGCCGGAAGGGCAUCCAUCUGGUUGAGGUACCCUCGCUCAAACGUCUUCAGACUCUGCCAUUCGAGAAAGUGCAAGGAAUUCAGUUUUCACCUAGGGCAACCUUUCUGAAUAUUCUUACAGCGUUUCUAUGUAAACCUAACGAGCAACCAAUGCCAAAUGUUUUUAUCGUCAACUGCACCACGGGCGAAACAGUUCACUCGUAUGUACAGCGCCGGCAAACGGGCUGGGAACCACACUGGUUCGCCGACGAGGCGUAUCUAGCACGACCGUAUAACAAUACGGUUUUAUUGUAUGAACCUACUGAUUUAUCGAAACACGUUAAACAGGUCAAUAUCAAACGCGUAACUGAUAUUCGCUUGUCGCCGUCGGUAAGUAGAAAGUUCUUUGCUUGUUAUGUGCCGGCAAGCGGAAAAGGGGAACCCGCGUUCUGUAGAAUCUAUAAUAUCGAUAUCUCAAGUGAUCCAGUGGCGUCAAAAUCGUUCUUCACAUGCGACAAUGUCACGUUCAAGUGGAAUGCGAAAGGCACUGACCUUCUGAUUCUUGCCGCAAACGAAGUUGACAAAAGCAAUACUUCGUAUUACGGCGACCAGGCGUUGCAUUACGCAAAUGUUGAGGGCGACAGCUGCAUUGUUCAGUUGAAGAAGAAAGGUCCAAUCUACCAUACGGAAUGGUGCACUGACACGUUUUGCGUUGUGUACGGCUUCAUGCCAGCCAAGGCGACCAUAUUCAACCUUAAAUGCUCUCCCAUAUGGGAUAUAGAAGAGGGUCCAAGAAAUUUAGCCUACUUCAAUCCACAAGGCAACAUUCUACUGACAGCGGGCUUUGGCAACCUUCAGGGCACCGUCGAAACAUGGGAUGUCGAGCAGAAAAAACGUAUCAGUAUAAUGGAAAUACCAGAUACAACACAUCUCGAGUUUUCCGUUGACGGCAUGCAUUUUCUUACAGCUACACUUUCACCGCGACUUCGAGUCAACAAUGGCUUUAAGGUGUGGCACUACUCAGGGGCGUUAAAGAGCGAAAUUGCCUCGAGUAAGGAUGGCAAUGAAAGCUUUGACGAACUGUGGCAGAUUUGCUUAUCAAAAGAGUCAACCAAUAAAUACGCCAAGCCUACGAUUGUCUUUAAGAAGGUUGAGGGCAUUAGGCAGUCGACGCCUAAGGCGUCCAAACAAGCCUACCGGCCCCCAGGUGUUCGAGCCCUUGAAGAGGCAAAAAAGGAAGAAAACAGAAAGAAUAAAAAUAGGAAGAAAUCUAAGACUGCCAAACCAUCGGAGCCGCCGGUGGGAAAUCCUGUGAUCGAUUUUGGCUUCAGCAAACUUGACGAGGACGAUCGUAAGGCGACAGCUAUUAAGAAGAAAUUGUCACAAAUCUACGUAUUGAAGCAACGGUUAGCUGAAGGAGAGUCCCUCGACCCGGAGCAGAUGGAAAAAAUCUCUAAAGAAAAAGAAUUGUCAGAUGAACUUAAACGGCUUGAACUUUAGGUAGAAGAAUAAAGAAACUUGAAAUUUACGAUUGUCCGAUAGACUUUCUCUCACUUUCAACGAUAUCGUGUACUAUUAGGCCCAUAACGUUGUUGUGUGUUGCU
Messenger RNA from Varroa destructor (honeybee mite), 1831 nucleotides. It is a transcript of the gene eIF2A, whose product is annotated as eukaryotic translation initiation factor 2A. Gene Ontology annotation, molecular function: protein binding; ribosome binding; mRNA binding. Gene Ontology annotation, biological process: translational initiation. Gene Ontology annotation, cellular component: cytosolic small ribosomal subunit. Lineage: Eukaryota; Metazoa; Arthropoda; Arachnida; Mesostigmata; Varroidae. The record is from RefSeq and is a predicted model, not a curated record.